GGCUGCUGCGCGGGCCCGAAGUGUGUUCUCCGGCGCACAGACGAACGACCGGUGCCCCACAUUCGCCUGCCAAAGGUCCUCGCAGCAGCAGCAACAGCAUGAGUUCUGCCGCCGCGGCCAUCGACCAGAUCCUCAACUACGAAAAGAACGAGAAGGAGGACUACUACCAGAUCCUCGGCUGCGACGAGUCAUCGUCGGUGGAACAGAUUACAGCUGAGUACAAGGCCAGGGCCCUACAGCUUCACCCUGACAAAAACGACGGCGAUAAAGAGAGCGAGGCCCGAUUCCAGCUACUUAAGGAGGCGAGGGAUGUGCUCACCGACCCCGAGAAAAAAACCCUCUACGACAAGUGGCGGGGCAGCGGAAUCGCCAUCAGCUUCAAGCAGUGGAUGAACAUGAAGGAUAGCGUACAGCAGUCGAUGCACUGGAGCAUCCCAAAAACCAAGGACCGAAUGCUGGAAGAGGGUAGCAGCACCGGCGGCGUCGCAGCCGUGGCUCGUGAGGACAAGCGACGUGCCUCCGAGGGUGGCCCCAACAUACGCUGGGGCGUCAAAGGCUCUGUCCCGUGGAAGUCAGAGUCGCCAUCAGAAGUUGUCAGCAAGUUCCGCAACUACGAAAUCUAACUGGUUACUCUCAAAUCUCGAUCAAUUGCAUUUUCCACAAAAGCUACACAUUGAUGACAAAAAUUUAUAUAAAUUCUCGGUGUCAAGUAAGGUAAAUGUCCCUGUCGUUAUAUACUGCAGCAUGUGUGAACCUUUCUCACUCCUACCGUUGCAUGGUGUUUGCUAUUGACUUACAAACAUAAAUACGUGUAAACUAUUCGCCGCAAAUCCUAACCAACCCUGAUCAGCGAGCAAUACACUGCAAGGGCUGCCUUUCGAGUGUCGAGGCGACCGAGAUAGAUGUUGAAACGCGCGAGGUCUGAUUUACCCACUCUGCUCAAUUUUGGAAGUACGCUGUCUGCAUAAAUUAUAGCAUUUUGAAAAUCGCGAGAGCUUCGAAAGUUGACCAGACAACUAUAUAGUUUGGGAGGAAAGUGCCCCAGGAACGCACUAUUAAGGGUCCAUUCAAGACUGAUGGACAGCAGAGUAGUUGCCGCACGAGAUUGUGUCCACUCACUUCUGGAAUCUCUCCUACUAGAGGGUAGUUGUUUAAGAACACACGCCAUUAUAUUUUGAAUAUUGUGUGAGCAACAAAUUCAACGUAACGUAAUAGAAAAUACCACGCUCUCUGCAAAAUAUUAAUCUAUUUACACACUGAUAUAUUACAACACUCCUAAUAAUUAAGCAAGUGAUUGAAAUCGUAACGUGUAUAUUUGUUAGCAUGUAGAAUGGAAAUGGCACGAUUAAGCACCAAAUGCUCAAUACAAAACUGACAAAAUAUACAUUUGGUUACCUUCAAGAAUUUGUAUUUAAUUACGUUCUGCUGAUUUAAGUCGGGUUUUAUUUCUAAGAUGAAAUAAUAUAUGACGUUGAGUGAUAAAAAAUAGAUUAAAUGUUUAAGAUAUAAUUUCAAUCCCAGACUUGCAAAUUUCACACUGAACUUAAAAAAUAAGAAUAUGAACAAAAAACCCUAUAUUUUUACAUCCUCUUAACGACCAAUUUUCAUCCAUCAUCCAUCAAACCCCACACAUAUAUAAAAUCAUUGCUAUCACCAAUAAAUAAAAGAUUUCUCUGCUUCGAAUAUGUAUAAAACAAUAUUUUAAUUUCCAUUUAUUAUGAAUUAUAGUUAUGUAAUAUAUAUUUCGCGUCAAUAUAAAAUUGCGACACUUUAAGAGAUUUAAAAACUAGUUAUACCAUCUAAAAUUAGCUGACUUUGAGCUGAUAAGUAGCUCGACAGAUCGACAGAUAAAUGCAUGCGGUCAUCUCAACCUUUUUGAAUCACGGCACUCAAGAAUCGUUCACAAUAUUUAAAAUGGCAACAUUUGUUACUUUGUUUCUGUUCUGCAAAAUAAAGAGAAUCCCUGUCUAAUACAUUGACUUAUAACAGUGGAGCACGAAACAGAAAUUAUAUGGCACCUCAUUAUUGUGUGAAGAAAGCGGCGAAAUUUCUUAAUUAAAAUUAAUGUAACUCCCUUGAGAAUUAUUUCUGUGCAAACCAAUUCAGUAAAUGGUCUGAUAUCGAUGUGAUACACAAAUUAUCAAUAAACAUUCCAGAAUGAAUGAAAGAAUUAAAUGAAAAA
Cloeon dipterum is the source of this 2182-nucleotide messenger RNA. RefSeq names its product J domain-containing protein-like. The transcript is spliced from 4 exons. Lineage: Eukaryota; Metazoa; Arthropoda; Insecta; Ephemeroptera; Baetidae. Gene Ontology annotation, cellular component: cytoplasm. The record is from RefSeq and is a predicted model, not a curated record. Bases 99 to 623 code for a protein of 174 amino acids.